AUGAAUACCUCAUGCGAUAUGUAUCCUUCCCAACAACCUGAGCAACAGUAUGUUUACGAACAACAAAUGCCAUCGACAUCUUAUGCGGGUGGUUAUAAACCUCCAUCAUCUUAUUCUUAUUCUUAUCGGAAUCAAGCUCCCGGCUAUGACAUGAGGAUACCAUAUCCGCAGAAUCCAACUUCUAGCAGUGGUGGGAACAUGCUGAGAGCUGAGGCUGGGUUAAAUUAUCCUUCUCGCCCGCAGUUAGACCGAAAAAUGAUGAAUACACAUGAGUGGAUGAAAAAUCAUCGAUUUAUGAACGUAGCUCAAGAGCACUGUCGUCCUGGAUCGGCAGUAAGAGAUUUUCGAUAUUUUUUUCAACUUAUGACUCCUUCUGUAAUAUCACGUUUUACGCAUAUGUCAGCUGCUACUGAUGUCAGUAUAUCUAGUGUACAAAGUUUGCUAAGUGAUGUCCGACGGCUUGAAGAAUUGGUAAUUGAGCGUACAACACACUCUGCGGUCCCUUCUUCAUCCUCCUCGUGCGUUGAAAACAUCGAUCCAAAUAGGAACUUAGAGUAUGAACAGACAGCUACUGCAUGUUUGGAUAACAUCUGCAAUAUAAUUCAGGAGAGUAUUGCUAAUCAGGAUAAGAACUCACUACGGAGUGCCACAGAUUCGUUGUUUAUUAUAACCAAGCACAGCGACUUCAACGUGGCGUCAGAGUGUAGCCUUGAGGCGUUAAUGAGAAAACUGGUAGAUCUUAUUACCAGAUUGGAGCCUGACAGGCUUGAACCAGACUUGGCUGCGAUUAUGGAAAGGACAUUAAGUGCAGUUUCACGGAUGUUAGCAUUUGAUAAGAUGAAGAAACUUAUGGAUAAGGUUUGUUUCUUUUUAAGACUAAUGUUUGAAAUCUUUGCUUUCAAAAUCUCCUAGCG
Molecule: messenger RNA, 914 nt
Organism: Enterobius vermicularis (human pinworm)
Lineage: Eukaryota; Metazoa; Nematoda; Chromadorea; Rhabditida; Oxyuridae
Source: the annotation of a GenBank genome assembly